UUCUUCCUCUUCUUCCUCUUCUUCCCCCCAGACGGCAGUGGAGACACAUCCCGGGGGGACGAGGUGGAAUCCAACCCAAGAACAGAUUGGGAUAUUGGAGAUGCUGUACAGCAGAGGAAUGAGGACUCCCAAUGCCCAACAAAUCGAGCACAUCACUGCCCAGCUCGGCAACUACGGCAAGAUCGAAGGCAAGAACGUGUUCUAUUGGUUUCAGAAUCACAAAGCCCGUGAGCGACAGAAACAGAAGCGCAACAGCCUGGGUCUUCCCCACUCCCCCAGAACUCCCCCUCCUCCCAUCCUCCCCACCUUCCACCCUUCCUUCCCGGGAGAGGAAGACAGUCCGUACAAGAAGAAGUGCUUGUACUGGGGGUUUGAGUGUUUCGUACAACAUAACGGUAUAUUGUGUAAAAAGGAGGACGGUGAUAGGACUCUGGACUUAUUCCCGUUGCACCCAGAACGCAGAUGAUCCAAUUUGUUGCAAUUUUUUUCCCCAAUUUUCAAAAAAAAAAAAAAAAAAAAAAAAAAAAAAAA
Messenger RNA from Cucurbita pepo subsp. pepo (vegetable marrow), 531 nucleotides. Lineage: Eukaryota; Viridiplantae; Streptophyta; Magnoliopsida; Cucurbitales; Cucurbitaceae. The record is from RefSeq and is a predicted model, not a curated record.